CCAAGAGAAGCAGCUUGAAACCAAAUAACUCCACCAGAAUGACCACCAGUCACACAGACUGUCAUUACUGCCUGCAGUCUCUUCGUGGAAGGAAGUAUGCAUUAAGAGAAGAAAACGCUUAUUGUGUUACAUGUUAUGACAGCCUGUUUGCCAACCCCUGUGAAGAGUGCAAGCAACCUAUUGAGUGUGAUUCCAAGGAUCUGGCCUACAAAGGCCGCCACUGGCAUGAGGGGUGCUUCAAGUGUGCCAAAUGCAGUCGCUCACUGGUGGAGAAACCGUUUGCUGCCAAGGACGAGCUCUUGCUGUGUACUGAAUGCUACUCUGAUGAGUAUUCUUCUAAGUGUUUCCACUGCCAGAAGACCAUUAUGCCUGGUUCGCGUAAAAUGGAAUUUAAGGGAAGUUCCUGGCAUGAAUCCUGUUUCGUUUGCCAGUAUUGCCGGCAACCAUUGGGAACAAAACCAUUGAUCACCAAAGACAAUGAGAAUUACUGCGUUCCCUGUUUUGAAAAGCAAUUUGCUCACUAUUGCUACUCUUGCAAAAAGGUAAUAACUUCUGGGGGAGUGACCUACCAUGACCAGCCUUGGCAUAAAGAAUGCUUUGUGUGUGCUGGAUGUAAAACCCAACUGUCUGGACAAAGAUUUAUUUCCAAAGAUGAAUAUCCAUACUGUGUAGACUGUUUCAGCAAAUUGUAUGCUAAGAAGUGUGCUGCUUGCAAGAAACCUAUUACAGCUCUUGGAGGUGCCAAAUUUGUCUCAUUUGAAGAGCGCCAGUGGCACGGGGAAUGCUUUAACUGUGCAAAAUGCUCUGUCUCACUGGUGGGCCAAAGAUUCCUCACUCGGCAGGAUGAUGUCCUUUGUCAUGAAUGUGGCCCUGCUUCAUAGUUCCUUGAAGAGCUGUACAGCUGCGUUAUUCUCGCUCUGUAACCAUGUACUUCAUUAUUCUGCAGUAGAAAAAUCAUCUAAAA
Molecule: messenger RNA, 964 nt
Organism: Pterocles gutturalis (yellow-throated sandgrouse)
Lineage: Eukaryota; Metazoa; Chordata; Aves; Pterocliformes; Pteroclidae
Product: four and a half LIM domains protein 5-like
Exons: 6
Coding region: 39-881 (280 amino acids)
Biological process (GO): positive regulation of transcription by RNA polymerase II
Cellular component (GO): nucleus; Z disc
Molecular function (GO): transcription coactivator activity
Source: RefSeq, a predicted model, not a curated record